GUUGUUUCUCCGCCUUUUUUCUCUCAACAAUAAUAGCACCGGACCACAGACAUAUGGACAGACCGCCAGUGUACGAUAUACAGCUACCACUAUACUGAUUAGUAAAAGACAAAGAAAGAGAUAGUAGACUAGGAAAGAGGAACAACCAACAUGGCGGCUCCAGGUGGUAAAUUCUUCAUCCACGAUAAACUCGGCAUACCAGCAAAACACCACGAGUCGUUUGAGCAACUAUGGGAGACAAAAUGGAAGCCACACGCAACAAUGGGAGUCUACCCCUUCAUGUUCGGCACCGCCUCGGACUUCGCCCCCAUCCUCGCCAGCAUGAAAGCCUCCCAAAUGCGCGAACCCUACAACUGGGACACCUACGCCCGCACCUUCUUCCCCACCGCACAAUCCCUCUACACCACCGCCACCACCGCCGAAGCAGCCGGAGAGUUAGAAAAAGCCUCAGAAUACUACCUCCGCGCCUCAGCCGUCUACCGCAUCGCCCGCUUCCCUGCGCCCCGCAGCCCGCUCCAGCGCGAAGCCUGGGCCCUAGGUAAAGACGCCUGUCUCAAAGGUCUCUCGUUGCGCCCGCAUCCCGUUGAAAGAGGUAUUGGUACCGCAUACGCACCGGGCAACCAAAAUGAAGGCGACACGAUACCCGUGGCCUCGAUGGGUGACGGCACUGAACUGACCGUCCGGAAGGAAUGGAAUCCGUCCCGCGGCCGCUUGCAUCCGAUCGUCCUGGAGAUCCCCGGUACAGGCGAUUGUCCCGCAAAUGUAUCGGACCCUACGUCGCCAGACCGCCUUUACUCAUCGUUGUUCGAUUGGGUCGAAGCGCAACCGCGCUUGCAUACCAAGAAAACGGCUAUCUGGGCGUUUAGCACAGGCGGUUACUACGCCAUUCGCGUCGCGCACACGCACCCGGAGCGUCUUGCCGGCGUGGUGGCGUUGGGGGGUGGGUGUCAUCACAUGUUCGACCGGGAGUGGCUGGACCAUGUAAAUCAUCUCGAGUAUCCCUUUGAUCUAGCAGAUACACUGGCGUAUAAAUGGGGGUACGGAAACGACGUUGAAGCUUUCAAGCAAGAGGCAAGCGCAAAGUUCUCGCUGCUGAAUGAUGGCACGCUUGAUAAACCCGUUUGUGCGAGAUUGUUACUGGUGAAUGGGACUGAGGAUGAGAUUUUUCCCAUUGACGAUUAUUAUCUUGCCUUGCAGCAUGGAAUGCCCAAGGAGGCAAGGUUUGUGCAGGAGAAGAAACAUAUGGGUGAGCCGGAUAGCUUUUUUAUCAUUUUGAAGUGGUUGUAUCAGUUGCUUGGGGUGGAUGCGCAGCCGGGCAGGCUCAUGGCUACGCUGCCUUUUAAGCCCAAGUAUUAG
Pyrenophora tritici-repentis Pt-1C-BFP is the source of this 1356-nucleotide messenger RNA. NCBI's taxonomy places the organism in Eukaryota, Fungi, Ascomycota, Dothideomycetes, Pleosporales, Pleosporaceae. The record is from RefSeq and is a predicted model, not a curated record.